AUGAAAACAGUAUCAGUAGCUUUCUUUGGCCAAACUGAAAGUGGCAAAACAAGUUUAAUCCGUCGUUUUGUUCAUGGUGCCCAAAUAAUAGAACACACCCCAACUAUUGAAGAUGUUUAUAAUACAAUUGUCGAAGUGGGUGACAAUGAAGUUAAUUUAAAAAUAACUGACACGACCAGUGAAGAAGAUUUGGAGCUUUUGAAGACUGACCAAUACACUAAGAAUGACAUUUUAGUGUUUGUGUAUUCAGUAACAGAGAAGUAUGCAUUUUCUCGAAUGAAAGAAGACAUGUUGCAAAGUUAUGCAGUUGUUUCAGAUACACUUGAAGAAGACAAGAAACCAACCUUUGUAAUAGUAGCCAACAAAAUUGAUCUAAAAGAAAGAGUUAUCACACGAAAGGAUGGACUCGAUUUAGUCAGUAAUAUGAAAGCACUCUGCUCCAUAUUUUAUUUUGAGACUUCAGCAUUUGAAAACAUCAAAGUCGACUUUUUAUUUGAUUCUAUUGCAAAGGGGUUCCAAAAGAAGGAAGAGUUCUAUAAAAAGAGAUCUUUUGAUUUUAACUGUGAACGGCUCAAUAUGCCAUCUCCUCGACCUAAAAAGAUGACCAUUGCAAAGCUUAGUUUGAGCCAGACAGAACCCAAGCCCGAACCAAAGAAAAAAGGAUUCCCAAGGCUUCUUGAGUUCUUCAAAAAAGACAAACGGUCUGCUUCUCUCUCCGCCAAAGUUGCUCUUUAA
Messenger RNA from Entamoeba invadens IP1, 735 nucleotides. RefSeq lists its product as hypothetical. Gene Ontology annotation, cellular component: plasma membrane. NCBI's taxonomy places the organism in Eukaryota, Evosea, Mastigamoebida, Endamoebidae. The transcript has a single exon. The record is from RefSeq and is a predicted model, not a curated record. Gene Ontology annotation, biological process: signal transduction. Gene Ontology annotation, molecular function: GDP binding; GTPase activity; GTP binding. Bases 1 to 735 code for a protein of 244 amino acids.